Meira miltonrushii is the source of this 648-nucleotide messenger RNA. RefSeq lists its product as uncharacterized. NCBI's taxonomy places the organism in Eukaryota, Fungi, Basidiomycota, Exobasidiomycetes, Exobasidiales, Brachybasidiaceae. The record is from RefSeq and is a predicted model, not a curated record. Bases 1 to 648 code for a protein of 215 amino acids. Gene Ontology annotation, molecular function: ADP-ribose diphosphatase activity. Gene Ontology annotation, cellular component: nucleus. Gene Ontology annotation, biological process: nucleoside phosphate metabolic process; ribose phosphate metabolic process. The transcript has 3 exons.
AUGUCAAAAGUGUUACGAAGUGAGCCAUUAUCAGACGCAGAUGCCAAAUGGGUUGGCUUACGUGCGAUUUAUUGGCAAGAUCCAACGGGAAAAGAACGUAAAUGGGAGUGUGCAGACCGAAGGACACGUAAAGGUGAUGCAGAUGCGGUUGCUAUUUGUGCAAUCGUUCAAAGACCAAGUUCAGAACCGCAUAUGUUACUUGUUUCGCAAUUUAGACCUCCUGUCAAUUCAAGUGUUAUUGAAAUGCCUGCUGGCUUGAUCGAUGCUGGAGAAGAAGGUGAAGAAGGUACAAGACGUGCAGCCUUACGUGAACUUAAAGAAGAAACAGGUUAUGGAACAGAUAAAGAAGGGGGCAAAAUUGAUGUCAAGCUAGUAAGCACCGUUAUGGCUAAUGAUCCGGGUAUGACUUCUUCCAAUAUGAAAUUAUGCGUCAUUCGAAUCGAUUUAGCAGACGAUGCUCCCGAACCAGUCGCAGAACCUGAUGAAGGGGAAUUUAUCGAAAGACAUCUCGUACCGGUACAUGGGUUAAUGAAUGCAUUGCUAGAUUUUCAAAAGAAAGGGUUUGCUGUCGAUGCACGUCUUGCUCAUGCCGCUAUUGGUAUCGAAUUGGGUUUAGGGCGUCUUGGUGCUGAGAACAGCAAGAUAUAA